AUGUCAAUAAGACGAACUUUAAUGUAUUUACUUUUAAUAGCAAUGAUGACAUUAACAGCAAUUGUAUAUGUAGCUUCUACUAAAAUACAUCUCGUCGAAAUAAUUAUAAUGCUUGCCGCUGGAUCAUUGGUUAUUUUUAUGACCUUUCAAGAUAUUAGUUGUAUAUGUUGUCCAACAGCUUCUGGAAGUCUUGGUAAUCUUGAUGAUAUGAUUGAUGAUUUAUUGAAUGAAUAUGAUGAACGAUCAAUUAAUGGGGAAUUAUUAAGGGUGUGGGUGUAG
Rotaria sordida is the source of this 279-nucleotide messenger RNA. The record is from the annotation of a GenBank genome assembly. NCBI's taxonomy places the organism in Eukaryota, Metazoa, Rotifera, Eurotatoria, Philodinida, Philodinidae.